GGUGUCGUGUUGCAGCCGCUGCCGGUAAGCGCCACUUGUGAAGCCAUCGUGACACACAAAAGGACUGCUCCAUUGAAAAGGCAAUUGACGAACAAAAAUACGAAAAAAGCAAGAUGUAAACUGCCAUAGAAAGAAGGGAAACACUGGAACACGAGGAGGAGAUGCGACGCUGCCGACGGUGACAGUGGCGCCACACCUGGACACCAUCUAGACACCAUUCCUCAGCUAGAUGACGGGCAGCAGCAGGAGCAGUCAAAGGCACGGCUCGAGGACAAACCGAUCAACGUGUCAACCAGAACUUCAACAUCAACGCGUCGAGGAGGAUGCAAAUUGUCGCAAACAAGUGCCACAGCUACAGCGACGACACCAGCAGCAGCAGCAUCCAGAGAGAGCGCCAACCCAUUGAGGAGACGGAGACCCAACGCAGGGGCGCCCACCCCCACCCGCAACAUGGCGGACGCGCAGGAUAGCAACAGUGGGGCGAGUGGGAAGGGGGGACAGGAGUCGAUGCGUCUCCUAACAAAAAUAGACAAGGCCGUCUCCACCAACGACAUCCUGCUGGACCUGCAGCGCGCCCUCACCUAUGAGGCGGUGUUCAGCAUUUUGGUGGAGCACAAGAUGCAGGCCCUGAGGCGCGACUACGAGGAGCACAAGAGAGCCAAGCGGGCUAAGAAACGGAAGUCCAUUGGCCGCAUCUUUCUGCCCCGCAAGCUCUUCGGUGGCGGUCGCCGUGGCAGCCGGGAAGAGGACUCAGCCGCAGCGCCCGCGGAGGAGCCACAAACGCCAUCUGCAAAAACCAUAGCCAAGGCAAAAACAAAACCCAAGGGCAGGGGCAAGGCUCAGGAUGACAUCGAAGUGGCUUCGGGUUCGGUGGAAGCCUCGCUGCGCUCCCACGGGAAGAGCGCGGAACCGCUGGAGGAUAGCCUGGCCAGCAACUCGCUGAGCAACUCGUCGGGCCCGGGGCCGGGCCGCCAAGCCAUACACAUCCACAGCCUCCUGGUCCACGCCCAGACCCAUACCCCGGCCAAGACGGACCUGCUACGACGAUCCGGCAGUUCAGAGGAGGAAAACGGCUCCGGCUACGAUAAUACCUCGACGACUGCCACAGCAACUGCCACGGUGAUAACUGCGGAGCGCGGUGGCGUCCUGCACAGCUCAACACUGGCGGACGACAGUCUGACCGCCUCGUUGCGCGGCAGCAUCGAGAGCCUCUCCUACUCCAGCUCCCGCUGCACCGUCAGCUUUGGGGGCGCGGAGAUCAUCGCCGUUGCCGGCCUCGAUGCGAACACACGGGAGCGGGUGCGACUGGCCAAGCGACUGCGCAUCCUGGAGGCCAAGUCGAUCAGUGCCCAGUGCAGUCCCAUCUUCCCGAGGCACGUGGUGCGCUCGUUCCCGCUACAAGCACCCCAGCAAGCGCGCCUGCACAUCAAUGUUCCCUCCAGUCUGGCCAAGCAGCCUUCGCCACCACCUCCACCGUGGUGUAGCCGUGGAGAUUGAGACUCCUUCCGCAGUU
This is a messenger RNA of Drosophila miranda, 1513 nucleotides long. RefSeq lists its product as uncharacterized. The coding region runs from base 451 to 1497 and encodes 348 amino acids. The transcript has 2 exons. The record is from RefSeq and is a predicted model, not a curated record. NCBI's taxonomy places the organism in Eukaryota, Metazoa, Arthropoda, Insecta, Diptera, Drosophilidae.